This is a messenger RNA of Drosophila rhopaloa, 1678 nucleotides long. RefSeq lists its product as uncharacterized. The record is from RefSeq and is a predicted model, not a curated record. NCBI's taxonomy places the organism in Eukaryota, Metazoa, Arthropoda, Insecta, Diptera, Drosophilidae.
UCAAGGCGUACGGUUCAACCAAAAAUGAGUGAAAAAAACGAGGGAGCUGCUAGAGAGAACAAUGAAAAAGCUUCAGCUUCGGGAACAAGGAGAAAGCACGAUGCAGAAGCUGAUGAAAAUGUUUCAAAUGCAAAGCGACUCGAGACCUCAGAGGAUAACUCUUCAGUUUUAAUAACAGAAGCUGAAUCAAUUUCCCAGGAAAAUACGGAGGAGACCUCUGGAUCCCCAAAACCGCCUACAACUAUAUUCUCCCUAAACACCUAUUGCUGGAUAAAAAUAUUGUCUUAUCUUCACUUGGGGGAUCAAAUAAGACUUGCUGCCUCAAAUCGUUACUUAAAUAAACAUUUCGAACCUCUAGAAAGUACUUAUAAACACAUUAAUGAUGAGUCGGCAAGUCUCAACAAAGCCGAUCUGCAACUAUUGCUGGAGACGGUCAAUGAGAAUGUUAUCAGCUAUGAGUCAUCGCUUCGGGAUGGAGAUGAACAUUUGUGGCUGUUGCGAACCUACUGCCCGCAGGUCCGUCAUCUGAAAAUGACUUUUCGUCGCCCACGUAUCGAUCUAAAAGAAUUGAAAAGCUUAACAUCCCUACACGCACGUCUAUUCUUUGCCAAUGCGAAGUUUUAUAAGGACUUUUUUCUUAUCCUAAUGGAACUGCGCCUAAAGAAACUAAACCUUAUUGCUGACAACUACAAUGGAAGCGGGCUGCAUGUUCUGGAGGACCUCGAAUCCCUGGACCUUAGUGGUUGUCCACGAUUCGAUGCCGAAUGUUUGGCCGAAUGCUGCUUAAAAUUGAAAAAGCUACGCCACCUUAACAUGGGCCACAUUAACGAUAACCUCACCGCGGACAACUUUAGGGUAAUUGUGAAGAACUGUCGCAAUCUGGAAAGACUGGUCAUUAGCGAAGGACCACCGGAUUUGCCCUAUGAUAUCAUCUGCCAGCUGCCUAGACUAAAACACUUGAAGGUGUGGAAUUCGACUUUUCUUACACCUACUUUCACAGAGAAACUGAUCCAAAGAACUGGUACUCCGCUAGAAAGUCUCAUUCUGAUGGACUAUAAACUGAAAUCUGAACAAAUGGAUCAUAUCUGUGAAAUUUCUUCGCUCCGGGAACUUUGCGUGGUUAGUGAGACUUUUCCAUUGAGUAGCCUGAUGAAGCUGAAGAAUCUGGAAAUCCUUCACCUGACUGCGCCAGAUAUUACCAAUCAACAAUUGUUGGCGAUUCUUGAGGGAUGUCCGCUAUUAUCCGUACUCAAUUUGCCAUUUUGGAGGUUAAUUACCAAAGACUUUUUCUUAGAUGCGACUCUUUUUUAUAGACGCAAAAAGAUCCAAAUAAAUCUGCCAUACCCACCUGUUGAUUUUUUGGAAAUCCCUAUUUCAAAAGACAACAAGUUCAUUAAUUUCACACACCAAUUUUAUUUUAGUCCCAUUUUAAUAAAUCAAGAACUCUGUGACUCAAAUUAAAUAUUAUUUUCAGGUCAUUUAACUAACAAUUAUUGUGUGUACAUGUGUAUUAAUUUGUAUAUUAAAAAUAAAAUUUAAAUGUGACCAUUUAUUCAAAUUGUAUAUACAUUUAAUCAGCAAAAAAUCACCAUAAUUAUUUAGCAGAUUUCAAGUAGUUUUUCUCAAGAAACUUAACCAUCAAUUAAAGACCGAAUAAAAUCCCCCAUUUAUUAAUUUA